This is a messenger RNA of Caenorhabditis elegans, 1056 nucleotides long. It is a transcript of the gene glb-22, whose product is annotated as GLOBIN domain-containing protein. Gene Ontology annotation, molecular function: oxygen binding; heme binding. The record is from RefSeq and is marked reviewed. Bases 9 to 983 code for a protein of 324 amino acids. The transcript has 7 exons. NCBI's taxonomy places the organism in Eukaryota, Metazoa, Nematoda, Chromadorea, Rhabditida, Rhabditidae.
UUUUCGAGAUGAUGGGUGCUGCGAGAGCUGGAUUCUACAAGAAGAGAGUGUCCAAUCCGAUGCUGACCCCCAAGAAGAAACGAAAUUCUUCUGCCUCGGUGACAUCUUCACCAGCUCGUUCAACAACCAAUCGUCUUGCUGUUCCGAAUCCUCCACUCAGAAAACGUAGUGGUAGUGCUCCAUCAAUCAAAUUAAUUACACUUGCAUCGAUUUGGAACCUGAAACAUGAGCAUAUUAGAGCACUGAAAACAACAUGGGCUCGGUUAUGUGAACCUCCGAGAGCCAACUGUAAAGGAAUUGUGAGCCUUGUUGAGAGAGUGUGGGAAAAGUUGGAUACAAAAGACAAAGAUGUUCGGAAUAUUUUCUACAAUGCAGCAUUUGUUGAUUCAAUGCAUGAAAGGUGUGAACGGAGAAGAUCUGGAUCAAUUGCCACCCUUCGAGAUCAUACACACUUUUUUGUGUCCCUGGUUUCUCAAGUCGUGUCUAGUUUGGAAAAAGAGCCCGCAAAGAUUUUGGAGCACCUGGAUCACAUUGGUCAAAGUCAUGCGUAUCUGAAAAGAUAUGGUUUCAAGUCAUCACAUUGGGAGAAGGUCGGAGAAUAUUUUGUGGAUCAUGUGGUGAUACAGGAUUGCGUUCGCGGUUUCCCUGAAGCAUGCCGGGCCUGGACUGUACUCGUUUCAUCAAUUGUGGACCGGCUGCGAGCGGCUCCAAGGAGAGGAAGCUUCCUGAACUCUCCAUCUUCAUCAAGAAGAGGAAGCAUGUGCACAUCAUCACAGUUGAGCAUCAAUGACGAAGCUCCAAAAUGUCCUUUCAUGUCGAAAUCUGCAAACAAUUCGGUGACCCGCUUGUCUUGCUCUGAAUCCGUGUCUCGUCGCGGAUCCAUUGUACUUCCAGCCACUACAAUUGAUAUGUCAACGCUGAAAGAUGCUCUUCCAACACCACCACACAAUCUUCAUCAGAAUAAUAAUCAUGUGAUUGCCUAAUAAGUUUCAUUUGAUAAUAUGAGUUAAUAAUUGUGAGAACCUUUUUUCCUUGUCAAUAAAAAAUCAUUUAUGC